Molecule: messenger RNA, 3630 nt
Organism: Paramecium sonneborni
Lineage: Eukaryota; Ciliophora; Oligohymenophorea; Peniculida; Parameciidae
Source: the annotation of a GenBank genome assembly
AUGAAUACCUAAGUUAAAUUGAAAUUCAAUUUUGACAAAAUUGAAUAAAAACAAAGUAUUUAAGAGAUUUUAGAAAAACUCUAAGGCUAAAUUAUCUUAGAAUUUGAUGCUUAAAAAUAAAAUGCAUUAAUUUAAUAUCAAAACUUUAUGAUUGAGUAACACAAUAUUUUUUAAUUGAAUGAUCAAAAUUAACUUCAAUAAGAUCCUCUAUACAAUUAAUUACACUAUAAUGAAGUUAUAGGUAUACCAAAUAUAAUUAAAUUUAUUGCUAUUCAUAAUUUGUUGCAGAAUCACUUUUAACAAAAAGCUUAUUUAUAAUAAAUGAAAAUUUUUCCAGAUUGGAAUUUAGGUGAAUACAAAGCAAAAAAAUAACUUAAUUAGAGUUAAUAAAAUCUUUUAAAUUAAAUAAAUUAGUAAAUUAAAAGCAUUGUUGUGUAUUCUGUCUUUUGUACUAAUUAUGUAGAGAAAAGAUAAAAAAUUAUUUUUUUAUAAAAAUCUUUAUAUGAGAUUGCAAAAAUUUUAGAAACCAAUUAAGAAAAUAUAUUAAUAGGAGAAAUUAAAGAACCACAUGAGUAGGUAGGAUAUUUAAAAAAAUUAAUAUUUAUUUUACAUUUGAAUGAAAAUUUAUAGUAGUUAAAUUUAUAAUCUCAAAUUUAAAAGAAAUAAAUAUUAAUGAAUAAAUUUAUUACUGAGAAUUUUAAUAUUCACACUCUUGUAAUAAUUGUAAAAAAACCAAAAUGCACAAGAAUAGAAUUAAAAGAGAUUGUUUAAGAAUUAAAAUAAUAAUAUUAAAAUAUCAAUAUUAAAGUUGGUUACAAUAGAUUUGAUAUUUCUAAUUUUGAAAAAUUAGUUUAUUUAGAAAUUGAGUAAUAUGAUGAUUAUUAUAAUUUUGAUUAAUUCUUACAAUAAGAAAUAUAGGAUAGAGCAUCUAAAAUAUUGAGAUUAAAUAUUUAGGAUAAAUUAAAUUUUGAAAACUAUAUUCUUAAAUUACCAAUGAUCACAAAUUCUAAUAUUAAAUUUAAACAUUGCAAAUCUGGAAUAAAAUUGAGCAAUCCAAUUAAUUAAGUAAAUUAAUUCAGAGUAUAAGUAAACACCUAUUUAAAAGAAAUAAAAAAUUCAUUAUUGUAUAUAAAAUUUAAUUAAAAAUUCUAAGCUUUUUUCGACUUGAUAGGGAUGGAUUAAAAAAAAUAAAUUUUAACUAAACUAUUUAUGAAUGUAACUUAAUAACAAUAUAUGUUAUCAAUAAUUGAUAUAAAACAAAACACCAUUGAUGUUUUAGUUUACUUUAAUAGAGUUCUAAAUAAUGAUAUUAUUGCUUUAGAAAAGAUUCUUAAUGAAACUAUGGCAAAGCUUCAUAUUGCAGACUUAGAAAAGUAUUAAUUUGAUUAGCUAGAAUUGACGAUCGAUUAAUUCUAAUAAAAAUUUUUUUCUUUAGUCAUUGUUGAAAAUCAAAAAUUAACUUGUAUUUUACAUUUAAAAUAAUACAAUGAAAUUCUAAAGCAUUUGGAUAGUUUAAAAACUUUAUCAAUUUUAUCCUAUUAACCAAAAUCAAAAUUGCAUGCAUAAUAAAUUUUAUAAGAUUAUUAAAAUAAAUUAAUUGAAUAAUCAUAAGAGAUUUUAUCAAUAAAAUUAUCAUAAAAUAAUGAAAACAUUUAUUUGGAAUGUUAAACCAAAAAUAUGGCAAUUUUAGAGAUUUUUUAAAAAUAUGAAAAAGUUUUAGAUUAGUAAUUAAUGGAAAUACCUAUAGAUAUUACAAAAAUGGAGGCAAAAUUUUUACAUAGAAAUUGUCAAUAAGAAAUUCAAAAGGAAUGCAAUGAAUAAAUAUUUGAAUUACUAUUUGAUUUUAAUGAAUAUUAGACUCCAACUGAUUCAGGAGAAUUAAAAUAAUCAUUAAAAAAAUCAGAUGUUGAAAAUUAGUUCAUUAAAUUUUUAAUGAAAAAAGUUUAUUUUGAUACAAAUUUUAAAUGUGAGGUAUUUAUGAAAUUUAGCAACAAAAAUAAUUAAGAUAGAAUUGUUUGUUAAAAAGAAGACAAAAUUAAUCCAAAUGUUAUAUCUAUAAAGGAUUAUUUUUCAUAUUAUUAAAAAUAAAAAGUACCAUUUAAAUAAUUAGGAGUGAUAUAUGAAGAAGUCAAAGAUAUAUUCCCUAAAUUAUUAUAAUUGUUUAUGUCAAAAGAACAAAAUAAAUUUUAUGAACUUGUGAUUUUUAUUGACAAUUAAAAAUUCAAGCUUCAAUAUGAAUAAGAAUUGUUAUAUGGUUUAGGAGUAUCUAUAUAAGAAAGUUAUUAAGAUUAUUAAUGGUAAUGGUCUGAUGGUAGACAAUUUAAUGAUUAUGAUGAUUCUAUGAUUAAUUAAUAAAUUGAAACUGCAUAUUAAGCUUUCAUAUUAGAUAAUUAAAAAAAUGAACUAAUUUUAAGAUUUCCUUACUCUUAUUAACCUGGCACUCAUAGUAUUGAUUUAAAUAAAGGCACAAUAUUAGAUCAUGCAAAUGGUACAGUUAAGUAACUUAAACAAAAAGAUGGAUUGUAUUAUGUUGGUAGUGAGUAGGCAGAUGACAUUUUGAAUUAAUAUAUUAAUGAGAAAAAUUAAUUGAAAAAAUAUUAAUUCACUGUGUUUCUUAAAAAAUAUAUAAUUUUAUUUAAAAGUAAAGAAGAAAUAUAUUAAAUUAAUUUUGAUACUAAAUACAAAAGAAAAUUAAGAAGAGCAGUUAAAACAGACAAAUAUUUUUAAUUUAUACAUGAUUAUAUAAAAUCAAAAUAAAAUGAAGUAACACCCUCAGAAACUCCAAAUGGUGAUAAUUAGAUUUAUUGUCGUGCAAAAACAUUUAUUAAAAUAAAUUAAGAAUUAGAAUAAAUAAAAUAGAAUUAAAUUGAAAAGAUAAAAAAGAUAAUCUAAAAAAUAUUAGAGAAAUAUAUUACUAAUUUUGAAAUAAUAUUGCCUGUGACAAAUGAUUAGAUAUACUUCAGUUUUUUGAAUUUCCUAAAUAAUAACACACUAUAAAUAGAAGGGGAAUUCAAUUAAAACUAAUCUAUUUCUAUAAAGUCUUUUGAAAAGAGUUAAUAAUUAAUAAUCGAAGUAGUAGAAUUUCUUUAAAAUAUUCCAUAAAAUUGGAAUCCUUCAAGUUAUUAAAACUUAUAUUAUUUUGAUGUUUUACAACCUGAUUUGGAAGAAGUUAAGUCAGCUUUUCCAUUUUUAGAUAUAAAAUCUAUAUAAUUAGUUCAAAAUUAUGAUUAAUGGGCAAAAUAUUAAUAUAUAAAAGAUUAAUUAGAAAAUUAGAAUGAAACAUUAUUACUAUUUGGAAAUAAAAAAGAUUGUGCUUAAGAAGAAAUGGCAAGAGUUACUUUGUCAUUAUCUUUAGAUUAUGUAAAAUAAUAUAAUAUAUAUUUUUAGCAUACUGGACCCUAUGUAAAAUGUGGUAAAACAAUUGGGUAUGUUAAAGAUAAUUAUUGCGAAUCCUAAAAAGGAUAAAAAGAAAUCAUAGUACUAUAAGUAUUAUUAGGAAAACCAUAAGAACUUAAAUAAUAAUAUAUAAUUAGUGAUUAUUCUGAUAAUAAUUAUUAGGAAGGUGACUAUUAUUUCAUCAAGAGAAAUAGGAUUUAUCCAAAGUUUAUAAUAACUUUAAAUGAACAAUGA